Messenger RNA from Colletotrichum phormii, 771 nucleotides. RefSeq lists its product as uncharacterized. The coding region runs from base 430 to 723 and encodes 97 amino acids. The record is from RefSeq and is a predicted model, not a curated record. NCBI's taxonomy places the organism in Eukaryota, Fungi, Ascomycota, Sordariomycetes, Glomerellales, Glomerellaceae. The transcript has a single exon.
GGGGAACAAGCACAUGGUCGCACACGCCAGUCCCGCCUGUGCUAGGCCGCCACCGGCCGACAACCCCUCCAAGAUUUUUUUUUUUUUUUUUGGGUGUGUUGUUUUGGCUUGGGGGGGUUGAUAGGCGACUGCAAGCUCCAUUCCCGCGGUGACCUUACAUCACACCCACAGGGAUUACGACCAGGGGUCGCUCGUCUGGGCCUACGGGUGUGGGGUCGUCUGCAGUCGUAGGCGCAUACCCAAGAGAAAAAGGGUGCAUGUGUAGCGCUGUGCAGGAGAGAAUGUGCGACUGUCCCAGAAAAGAGAGUUGGGACGGAGGACGGAGAUGCCAAAAUCGCAGCGUAUUGAUGCGCCGUCAAAAGCCGUUGCCGUUGUUGCUACUAUUUUCAAAGCCAUUGGUGUUGCCGACGCUGCUCUCGCGGCUAAGAUAUGGCUCAGAUUCGCUUCGCCGUGUUCGUAUGGUCUGGUCUGGUCUGGUCUGCUCAAGUGCUGCUUUCUCGGUAUCUCGGUUGUGAUACUCGUGUCUCUCUCUGUUCUUCUGCGCCUUCUCUCACAUACUCACGCCUUGUGAUUCGAUUCUCGUCUCUCUGUGCGUCUUGCUGUUGGGCCGGUUUGGACGGUUGGUGGCAUUGUGUGCAAGGCAGAUGGAAAGGUAGUGGGAAUGGCAUGACAGUGUCUCGGGUCAUGAGACGUUGGUCCCUAUGUGAGCACAUGUAUGUUUAACUUACCGACAGGCUUUGGGUAUUGUAAUGGACCGUAUGUGGCCGAGAU